CGCUGAUGGCGGGAAGCGCUCCGCUCUCUGGGGAGGCAGCGCUAUAGAAGCGAUGGUGGCAAAGCUGCGCCUUCAGUAGGCGGGAUGGAAGAAAACCGUUUGCUUCCUAAGUCUGAUCUGGGUCUGGUGUAAAUUCCUCUGCUGUUUCAUCUCGGUUUUUGUCUUGAAGCGCUCACCAGAGGGGCUGUGUGUCAUUAAAUACAAAAGCAGUGGAGAUACAGGGAUAGAUAAAGAUGUAGUCUGGGCUAUGUGCUUUCAAAAGGAAAACUAAAAAAAAGAAGAAAACAAAGCAAAACAACAGCAACAACAAAAGCCAAUCAGUCAUAUCAUUAUGUACAAACAAGCGUUUGUUAAUGCCGGAGAGUAAUUGUAACAUUCUUUUCUCAGCUUUACGAUUUGUGCAAAUACAACUAACUGAGCCCAGUGCAGAAAGAAGUGGUGUAAUUCCCCAUCCUUCCUGAUGGAGAAACAGCCAUCACUGCAGAAAACUCAAGGAGUGAUGCAAAGUGAAAACCAAACCCAGAACCCUGAGGGGAUAAUUAAAGAGCUGUGCGCGUGUAAUGGAUUGUCUUAUGAGAACAUAGAUCAAGAAGGACUGAAAACAACAGCUCUGGAGAUGUUUUUCUCUGGUUACCCUAGAAUUGUAGGCAUGAAAUAUUUCCCAAAUCUAACUACUCUCACUCUUGUUGGGCAACGUAUUGAAAACAUUACAGGCCUGAAGCACUGCUUGUUGCUCAGAGAGCUGUGGAUUGCUGAGUGUUGUUUAGUGAGAAUAAGUGGUCUACAAAAAUGUGUAAAUUUAGAAAAGCUUUACCUUUAUUGCAAUGAAAUUUCCAAGAUUGAAAAUCUGGAAGCCCUAACAAAGCUGAAUGUACUUUGGUUGAAUAAUAACCAGAUCAGAAACAUAGAGGGCUUACAUACUCUGCAGAAUUUGCAAGAGGUCAACUUUGCUGGAAACUUAAUAUCAAAAAUAGGAAGUUGCUUGGACUUCAAUACAAAAAUUGAAAAAAUAAACCUCUCUCAUAACAAAUUAUCUUCCUUCAAGGAACUCACUAAUUUGUCAAGACUACCUAAUUUAAAAGAUUUGGCCCUAAAUGAUCCUCUGUAUGGACCCAACCCUGUAUGCCUUCUUUCUAAUUAUGCCAUCCACGUGCUGUAUCACAUACCACGGCUUCAAAGGCUGGAUACGGAUGAUGUUUCUCAAAAGCAUAUCAAGAUUCUGGCAGAGACUACAAUUAUGAAAAAAAUAAUGUACUAUCACAUGCAUGUAAAAAGCGUUCAGAGACAGCUCCAUGGCAAGCUUGAGGAGCUAAAAGAAAAGAAAAGCAGACUGCAGAGUUUGCCAGAAAAUAAGAUAAAGUUGUUCAUCUGCAACAUAAAACAACUGGAAUGUGAACUGGACAAGAUGGAAAUGCUGGAUAAAACAGCAAGUAGUGAAUCUCAAAGGAGAAGGAAUCUGGCAACUGAAAAUUCAGUUCAUGAUAAUGAAGAUGCAGAAAAGGCAUGCCUUAAAAAGGCAUUUGUACAAAAAAUAAAUGCCAUGAAGGAAAGAAUAACAUUCUGGAACAGAAAACUGGAUGAAAUUGAAAAAGAUUACCAAAUGGAAAUGAAGAAGAAGAAGAAGAGUUUUAACUUGUUAGUCCGAUUCCUGUUGUUGGAAUUGGAAACAUUGGGAAACAUUCACUUUGAAGAAGGUUUAUCAAAUAAUCCCUGGUUUAGUUCCUGUUGUGAUCUAAUUCAGUCACGAUUUUGUAGCAGGGAUUUCAGAGUGUAUGAUAUCAUUGGAGUGAAAAUAAACCGUGCAUUUAGGGUGCACAAUCAAAUCCUAAGGUUGAAAUUUGAAGAGAAGCUCCAAACGUUUCUGGAAAAAGAAACCUUCGGUGUAGCAGAAAACUACAAAGAGAAGAUGGAGUAUCUCUUUUAUGUAUUUAAUCCUGAGUGGUCAAUUAAGGAAAAGCAGCUGCUUCAGAUACUGGAAGAUGGCUUUCAUGAUGUGGAAACGCAUGCGCAGCCUGGGAGGAAUGAAGCUGUCCUUCUUUGUAACAGCCUGAACAUAUGUGAAUGUCCCAGAAUAGAGUUUCUGAAACAGCAAGCCAAGACAGAAGGCAAAAACAGGAGUGAUCCUGAGGAGUCAUUCAGGCAUGGGACAGUGAUAAUUGCAAAAGUUUUCCUUGGCCACAGUGCUCCAGUUUGUCCAAUGAAUCCCAUCUGUCAAGUCAAUUACCCAGGAGCUAAUUCAGUAUUCAGGCCAUGGAAAUGCCUAGAAAGGGAUGCAUCUCCUUCAGAAAUGUGGGCUCCUUUGGAACAGAGAAAUUGUGACAGCAAUGGAUGGCAGUGUGAGUGGUUUGUAUUUGACUGUGACCUGGUCCUGCCAGAAUACAUCGCUGACCUUGAAUACAUUACACUGGUCAAAGAUAAGUCUCUAUUUUCGACAUGCAGCAUAAUUAUGGAAGAGAGAAAGAGAAGCACAGAAGUUUUUAUUCCAUCUCAUGAUUUGCAACGUGAUGAUGAAGUUUUGAACAUGGAACCAUCAGUAGAAGUGAGGCCUAAGAUUACCUGUUUAGAUGAAGUAAAAAUACUUUCAAUAGCUAAGGCCGAUAUCUACAGUCAGCUACAGGUCUUGAAUUUACAUGGAAACAGACUGAAGAAGCUGCAGAACAUCUCUAGAUUUAAAACACUCCGAAAGCUUAUCAUCAGCUUUAAUGACUUUGCUUCUUUAAAUGAUAUUUAUGACUUGCCUAACCUGGAGUAUUUGGAUGCAAGCCAUAACCAUGUGAUCACUCUUGAGGGCAUUAGAGGCUUAAGCAAACUGCAAUUCUUUGACCUAAGCUGGAAUGAGCUGAAAAAGUCCAAGGAAGUUAUAAAAAUCUUAUGUAAACAUACUCCCAAUUUACAAAGCCUGGACAUCAGACACAACCCAUGGUAUAAGCCCACCUCCAUCCGGCUAAGUGUCAUUGGCCGACUAAAGACUCUCACUAACCUAGAUGGAGUCCUGAUUGCUGAUGAAGAAGCUGCAGAAGCAUUAUACUAUAUUGAAGGAUCAGUGAUAACCCAGGAAUUACUGUUGAAAUAUUCCAGGACUGAUGAAGAAAAGCCUCCCAUUCUCAGCAUAUUUUCUUGUGCUACAGUUCUGUCUCAAAUCAGCAAGAAUAGGGUAGAUUUAGAGAUACAUAACAACUGGUAUUCAAUGAUCACUGUCUUAAAUCUGGAUGACCAACAUCUCUUCAAAAUUUCCAACUUGGAAAAACUGGAGCACUUAAGAUGGGCAUCAUUUAGCAACAACAAUCUCACACAAGUAGAAGGACUGGAGUCUUGUCUUAACCUCGAAGAACUCACUUUAGAUGAAAACUGCAUUUCAACACUUGAUGGAAUUUCAAAGCUCACCAAACUUACAAGACUCAGUGUAAAUAAUAACCAUCUUACCAGCCUCAAAAGACACGUGUUUGAGAAUCUGUCUCAUCUUCAUUACAUCUCUGUUGAGAACAACAGGAUCGCAUCUUUAGUUGGUUUAAAGAAAACACACUCCCUAAUAGAAUUAUACAUAAGUUAUAACUGCAUUUCUACGAGCCAAGAGAUCUAUCAUUUAAAGGGUUUAACUAAUCUGAUAAUUCUGGACAUGAGUGGAAAUGGAAUAGUCUGGAAACAAGAUAACUACAGAUUAUUUGUAUUAUUCCAUCUUCCCUCUCUCAAUGCUUUAGAUGGCAUCUCUGUAGAACCUGCAGAAGGAGAAUGUGCAAAAGAUUUGUUUGGAGGCAAACUCACCUCUGACAUGAUUGCAGAUAGGCUGGGACAUUCAGACUUCACAGAAAUGCAAGAAUUAGAUUGGGCAAACUCUAACAUAAGAGCUGUAGAGCUGGUGCCAGCAGAUCAGUUUAGAAGUGUCAACAGUGUGAAUUUACAGAACAACAAUCUCACAUCUUUCAGUGGAUUAAUCUUCCUUCCUAAUGUCAAGGUACUAUGUCUGAAUUACAAUCACAUUGAAUCAAUACUGCCUGGACAAAAAUCUGCAGAUGAGUUAACAAAUAGGCAACAACUGCACCGAAAGGUGAUCUCUAGUGGUUAUGGACAACAAGAAUAUACCAAAGGAAGAAGGGAUGCAGGGUUUGAAGAAAAUCUGCCUCCAAUAAUGCAGAGUUUGGAAGUUCUUCAUCUGGGCCAUAAUGGAAUUACUGACAUGGCCUACCUACAGCUUAGCAGGCUAAAAAACCUGAAGUUUCUAUUUUUGCAGGGAAAUUUUAUCAGCCAAAUUGAAGGACUUGAAGGUCUCCAGUUUCUGCAAGAGUUGGUGCUGGACCAUAACCGCAUUAAAAGAAUUUCACAAGGCUCUCUUGCUGGACAGAGUGGCCUUCAGACUCUCAAUCUAGAGAAAAACCACAUACGAGAACUGAAUGGUUUAAAACCCUUGGUAAAAUUAGAGAAACUCUUUCUUCAGUUCAACAGAAUUCAGGAAUUUUCUGAACUAGAAAAGCUUCAAAUUAUUCCUAGUCUCAAGGUGCUCUCACUGCAUGGAAAUCCAGUUUAUCUCAAGAAGAACUACCGUUCAUUGCUUCUCAUCCAGCUGCCAGCACUACAAGUGUUAGAUGGAAUCGCAGUAAAUGCAGAAGAGAGGGAUUUCCAAGUUGCAAACUCCACAAAGGACUCUGGAUUUCCUGCACUGCCAGACAAUUUUACAAGACGCACUCCCCUCAGGAUCUCAACAGUGGAUCUGAAUGAAAGCAUUAACCAUUUACUUGAUCUUACAUUUGGUCACAAAGUUGAAGAGCCUCUACUGAAUAAAUCAAAUAAAAGUAUGCCUGGGAAUCCAGCAAUUACAACACACAGUCUUCGAAGCAGCCAUGUAAAAAGAGCUCUUAGGCAAGCCAAAGGAGCAACAACUAAUCUUAGAAGCAGUUUGGUGCCUCACGGUGUUACUUCUCAAACCAGCCAACUGCAUAGGAACAACAGAGAAAAUGUGGGCAGAGAAAAUUCACAAUGCAUCUGUGAGAACAUCCUAGGAAACAAUUAAAAAUUUUGCAGCUGAAACAAUGACUAUUAAACGGAGCCAGCUCUUUGAUAAAAAUAAGCUUGUAUCUACUAAAUCCCUGUUUAAUCCUGUUCUGUCAUGAGCUCAAAACUUCAUUUUGUUUUGUAUUUGUUACCCAGUUUUGUUUAGUAAUCAAGAAUAUUAAGUAUGGAAGCAGAAGUGCAAGAGUGAAGCUGUUACUGUGGUUAAUUCUGUCUAAUCAUUGUUAUGUAAACAGCAGUAUCUUGCUAUUACUUGCUGCCAGCUGAUGAAAUGAACAGGUAGGUUACACCAGCAUUUCUUAGUAUAUCAAACAUUUAUCCACUACAGGAAAGUGGACAGCUCUGGAACGAAGACAUUUCUAUCUUGAUUAUUAAUAUUUGCUGCCUAAAGAGAUCCCAUCAAAGUCAGCUGUGUAAAUGAGUGUAACCAGUAUGUGAGCUGUUUGUUUUUGGUUUUUUUUUUGUUUUUUUUUUUGCAAGAUUAGUCUCAAAUGAGCAUUUUUCUUAGGCAUCCUUAAUAUAUUUUUAUACUAAAAACUAUGAUACAGGUCCUGUUUCUUCUUGCUAGAAAAAAAAAAAAAAAAAAUCAUUAGCUAUAUUUUGCCACUGAGAGAGCUAGUUAAGGGUUUGUUCUCAGAGAUGUUUCUCACACAACCAUCUUCAGCUGGUUUUUGGAUGGGCACAGACAUAAUAGGAGCAGUUUCCAAAGGAAAAUGUAUUUCUGGUGAGCAAUGUGACCAAACCUCUGGAGGAAAACACUUUAAAUAAACUUGAUUUAAUCAGGUAGUGCUGUGCUGACUCAGAUGUUACAGAUGAGAAAGCAGGUCAGAGGAAAUGGUAUUACUCACAAUGGCUGUUCUGUGCAGUGCACAAUUCCCCCUAGCCUCAUUUGAAACUGGCCUCUCCAUAUGACUGUAUUCUACACUGAAUGUGUCCCACCUAGGAUCCUUCUGCAGGCACUUCUCUGCACUUCUCAGAUAGGGUACAUGAAAUGCUGUAGCAAAUACUGUUUACUGAUGUUUACUUAAUUUCUAUUUUAAUUUUAUUUUUUAAAUAUUGAUAAAUCUUGCUUCAGCCCACUGCCUUUUGUUCCAUCGAUAUUCCAGGUACCUUGCAGACAUGAGAUCUUUUAGGAUAGCUGAUAUUCCUGUAGGAAUGUCAUGCUAGCAAGCCUCUGCUCUGCAGAAUUGCUUCGUGAGCAUUUUCCCAUUCUCUUAGAGAGCUGGUUGCAAAUGUUAAGGGAAAGCAGGUACAAAACAAGGAGCCCGAAUCCCUGCUUAACAUGCAAAACAACUUUGUUUUACCAUUGCAGUCUCCACUGCAGUUCCCUGCUUACAGCAGAACAUCUGACUUGUUUAGCUUUCUGAACAGUAAAAUCUCCUGGGCUUCUUUGUGUUGACUUUAAAUAUUGUAGUUUUAUAUUUUGAUAGAAGGCAAAUUCCACCAAGGAGAGAUUAUCAAAAAAGAU
Messenger RNA from Phasianus colchicus (ring-necked pheasant), 6472 nucleotides. RefSeq names its product leucine rich repeat containing 9 (gene LRRC9). Gene Ontology annotation, molecular function: protein binding. The record is from RefSeq and is a predicted model, not a curated record. Lineage: Eukaryota; Metazoa; Chordata; Aves; Galliformes; Phasianidae.